CUUAUGAGUAUUUUGAUCCAUGAGACUGGUGGAAGGAGGCAGGUCAGCUGCUUGCAUAUACACGCCUCCUGCUUUGCUAGCAGCUGUGAUAAACUUAUGGAAAGCAGCAGCAACAACCACAACAGAAGAAGCAGAAGGCAGGCACUGCAAUGUCGAUAAGCAUCCUUGCCAGGAACACAGUAUACUCGCCAGCACUAUCAUUUAUGAACAAGUUGAAAAGCACUGGUACUGGUGCAGUGUAGUAGCUAAAGUGUUGGACUGGGAGUUGUGAGAUCCGGGUCCUAGUCCCCACUCAGCCAUGGAAACCCACUAUUUACUUCCCCCAAUUGUUUGUUCCAUUUCUUUUCACAUUUGUGGGAAUCAUCACUUCUAGCUUAACGAUAUGAGGACAAAGGCAUGGUUAUCCUGGCUCUCAGGGAAGAGAUUGCCCUUUAUACUGGGCCUCGGCCUGCUCAUGCUGAUUGGUUUCCAGAACUCAUUCACAGGGCAGCUGCAGAAAUCCAGGAAAGCUUCUGGCUUCUUCUUGCAGACCCAGUGGGAGAAUGUGUACCACCGCCUAGGGGGAAAUGAGUCAUUGAUUUUCUUUUGCUGCACUUCAGGGGUUCCUUUAUCAGUUUUCUGUAUUUUAAAUGGAAUCUUGAUGGUAGUAGAUGCAACUGGGAAGCCAAAGUUCAUCACACGAUACCGAAUUCAGUUGGGAAAGAAUGAACCUGCUGACCGACAAAAAAUGUACAAUGCCUUCAAAACGGUCAUGCUCAAUCUAGUUUUCAUCUCCCAGCCCAUGUUGUCCCUCAUGUUUCUCAUUAUGAAAUGGAGGACUGAGCUGUGCAGUUUGCAGCUGCCCACUUUGGAAUGGUUUCUUCUUGAGAUGGCCAUCUUUAUAGCAGUGGAAGAAGUUAUGUUCUAUUACUCUCACCGGCUUUUCCAUCACCCUCUCCUGUAUAAACACUUCCAUAAAAAACAUCAUGAAUGGACCGCUCCCAUCGGCAUAUCCAGUAUCUAUGUUCAUCCAGUAGAACAUGUGUUUGUCAAUAUGUUACCUUUGAUCAUCGGCCCAGUCCUUCUAGGAUCUCACGUUAUUUCAAUCAUGGUGUGGCUCUCUCUUAGCCUUAUGGUUACCACAGCCGCACACUGUGGCUACCAUUUUCCUUUCGUGGGCUCAUCGGAAUUCCAUGACUUCCAUCAUCUCAGAUUCAAUCAGUGCUAUGGGAUGCUGGGGUUGCUGGACCACCUGCAUGGAACAGACAAAUUAUUCAAGCAAUCAAAGGCCUAUAAGAGACACUGUGUCCUGUGGGGCUUCACACCACUCACAGAAAGCAUCCCUGAUUUCCCCAAGAGACUAGAAUGAUCCUUCCUGAAGUGCAGCUUACUUCCUUGUCUGUCAUCCAGAUAAGCACAAGAAUCAGAGGAUUAUAUCAAAUUUCUAAGGAAGCACUUGAUCACUGAGAGAUUGUACAAGUUUCCAUUAGGAAGACACAGUGCUCAGCCUACACUAUGACCUUUGAAAGGAAUCAAGAUGACAUUCAUGCCACCUCCUUGGCUCCUCCUCCGGCUUGAAUUUCCCAGUCCAAGUACUUGCCAAGUCAAGAGGAAAACCCGGUCUGGAAGGACAACAGAAGACAAUAUGAAGCCACGUUCCCCCUCCAAAGUAACUGAGCCAGGCCUCAGUAGGAGAUUGGGACAAUGACCAAAGGAUGUUGUAGGAAAACCUUUACUGAACUAGUCAACAAAUGAGGAAGCAACACCAAGUAGCAAAAAGGUGUAAUGAAAUAAAGUAUGAGUUUAUAAGUGAAGUAAGCAAUAAAGUGUACCUGGAGAAGCA
Molecule: messenger RNA, 1822 nt
Organism: Elgaria multicarinata webbii
Lineage: Eukaryota; Metazoa; Chordata; Lepidosauria; Squamata; Anguidae
Gene: FAXDC2
Product: fatty acid hydroxylase domain containing 2
Exons: 10
Coding region: 383-1348 (321 amino acids)
Biological process (GO): sterol biosynthetic process
Cellular component (GO): endoplasmic reticulum membrane
Molecular function (GO): iron ion binding; C-4 methylsterol oxidase activity
Source: RefSeq, a predicted model, not a curated record